This is a messenger RNA of Hyphopichia burtonii NRRL Y-1933, 591 nucleotides long. RefSeq lists its product as uncharacterized. The record is from RefSeq and is a predicted model, not a curated record. Bases 1 to 576 code for a protein of 191 amino acids. Lineage: Eukaryota; Fungi; Ascomycota; Pichiomycetes; Serinales; Debaryomycetaceae. The transcript has a single exon.
AUGACUUCAAUUACAAGCAAUCAUACUAACAAUAAUAAUCAUAAUAAUAAUCGUAAAAAGUUUUCAUUGGCAGUUGAAUCUGCUGGGACCAAUUCAUAUCCAGAUUCUGAUAGAGAAUCACCAAGAAGCGUGUCAAAUCAACCAUUGACAGCAUUUUUGGUUGACUUGUCACAUUCUCAUAUUGAUAAGUCGACUCCUUGUUUGCAAAAAGAGCCAAUUUCUACGUCUUCUACUACUUGUUCAGUUAAUUUGUUAAAUUCAAAUAGCUUGAGGCCCAAUUCAGUGCCUCCUUUAAGAAAAGCAAAAUCAUUAUCUGAUUCGAUUCCACUGGCUUCGAUCCGUACUCUGAAUGGUAAUGAGGUAAGUAAAUACUCUAUUUGUGAUUUAAAUAGUUUACAUCAAAAGAUUCACUGUCGUCGCUCUUCAUUACCAGAACCUAAUACUAGUACAUGUCGAUAUUUUACUGAAGGUCAAAUUGAAUUGAAUACAAAUACUUUUAGAAAUCAUCAUCGGAAACCUUCGGUUUCGUUGAGAUUUCAAAAUCCAAAAUAUAUCGAUGACUCUCUUCAUUCUUAAUUUUAUGUCGUUACG